AAAAUACUUAACUUGUAGUUUAACCUGAUUUAGUGUAGGUCUAAAUGUAGAACGCAAUGUUCUAAUAAAAGGAUUAUAAAACAAUAUAGAUGGCAACAGUCAUGUAAUAAAAAACAAUAUAGAUUGCAACAGUCAUGUAAUAAAAAGGAUUUAUACAAUAAUUUGUUUGAUUUCUUUUGUUCUAUAUGGACAUUCUAUAAUCAUCAGUUACACGUAUACGGCUAAUCUAAAAUGGGCAGCGGGCCGUCGUUUCCAAUUGUGCCAAUGACACGAGAUAAAAUAAUCCUUAUCACCGGUGCGAACUCUGGUCUCGGUUACGAAAUCGGCAAGUGGUCGGCCAUGAUGGGGGCGACCGUGAUACUCGCGUGCCGCUCCGAGUCUAAAACAAAGGAGGCUAUCGUUAAAAUGAAUCAAGAGUUUCAAGCGGAAAAAUCUAAGGAGAUCUCCCGGUUGUCCGAGAACACAACUUUAGCGCUGGAGUUUAUGCAUCUCGACCUAGCGUCGUUCGAAUCGGUGACAAACUUCUGCGAAGCAUUCAAGAAAAGUGGCCGAAAACUACACGUGCUCUUCUGCAAUGCGGGUAUGGCGUUUAUUCCUUACCAAAAAACAGCAGACGGCAUCGAAAUGUUGCUGCAGGUGAAUUAUCUCAGUCACUUUGUAAUGAUCGCCAAAUUGCUUGGCGUCAUGCAACAGUCCGGACCCGACUGUAGAAUUCUGCUUAUGUCUAGCGGCGCGCAUAAAGCGGUUACCCUCGAUUUGAAGACCAUGAAUUAUUCCGGACCACCUGACGAUUUUCCCAGCUUUAACUACUACGGUAGAUCCAAACUCUACCAGAUCAUGCAAACCGCCGCGUUGGGUCGCAGGAUUUCCGGUUCCAAUGUUACUAUAAAUAGCAUUCAUCCGGGCAUUGUCGACACUGCAAUCUGGCGUGGGUGGGACACAGGGAUAAAGAAGUGUUUGUUGUGUUGUAUGCAGUGUUCUGGGGUGGCGAAGUCGGCAUUCCAAGGUGCAAAAUGUUCGAUUGACCUCACGGUUAACCCCAAACACGCCGGAGUGAACGGACUCUAUUGGGUGGAUUGUAAAAUCGUCACACCCAGCAGCGACGCGCGCAACAAGCAGAAGCAGGAGGAAUUGUGGGAAACUACACUCGAACUAGUUCGGCCAUAUUUGACGGAAGAAGAGAUGAAGAGAAUUAAUAUCGAAAUUAAGUGAUUUAGUCUGUGUAAAAAACUGAUUGAGAUUAUAAUAUUCUGAUGUGAAAUCAUGUUAUCACUAAACUCAAUAAUAAUAAUAAUAAUAAUAAUAAUAAAAAUAAUAAUAAUAAUAAUAAUAAUAAAAAUACAUGCCUUAAUUAUGAGCAAACUUGAUCUGUCAUAAUUCUGACACAUAAAUUUAUAUGUAGACAUGUUUACUGUUAAUAAAUGUACUUCUUCUAUGCAUUUCUUCCGCGAUGUAUGUGAAAAUAAACUGUAUAAACCCUCUGAUUGACAUGUAUUGCGAGCGCGUAUGGCGGGAACAAUUCUUUUAAUUACAUACAUGUUUACCGGUGUAAUGUGCAUAUGUAAAUUUUUAAUAUAGCAAAUACUCAAAGUCGAUAGAAACUAAAUAUAAAACUAAAUAUAAUAAUCGCAAUAUAAUAAAUUCAACUAAUUUUCAAUCAGCAAUCCGGUAAUACAUUUCAUUUUACAAAAAAUAUUCAUUUUAUCUGGACUUUUCGUUUACUGCAUGUACUUGUAACUGUUUAAAUAUAAGUCGUACGUGUUUAUAGUAGUGUGUCUUGCGGCUCGGUAUUUUAUGAAGUUUUUCAAAACAUUGAACAUAAAAACAGACAAAACAUUGUCUGAAAGUCAAUUCGUCUUCAAUCCACUUGUUAGCUAUGCUUGUUUUAAUAUGUCAUAUAUCUGUAAUUGCUGUUUGGUUAGAAAAAAAAACAUGCAUACACUGUUGUGAAA
Molecule: messenger RNA, 1952 nt
Organism: Dreissena polymorpha
Lineage: Eukaryota; Metazoa; Mollusca; Bivalvia; Myida; Dreissenidae
Product: WW domain-containing oxidoreductase-like
Exons: 2
Coding region: 232-1212 (326 amino acids)
Source: RefSeq, a predicted model, not a curated record